GGGGGUUUGGGAGGACUCAGGUGCUCAGGUUGGGAAAGUUGCCCGGGAAUCGAACGGCGGGCGAAGGUUGCGCCGGGGCAAUUUCCACGCAGGAAAACGCCGCGCUGGAUUUUGCUCCGCUUGCCUUCCCGGGAACGCCGAUCAAAGGCAGGCGCGGCGUGGGCGGACGGUGCACUUGAGCGUCCGAUUCGAGGCAGGGGAGAUGCUGCUGCUGCUGCUGCUGCUGAGGCUGCUGCCGCUUCCAGCGACGAGGAUCGCGGGUUCCGCCGCCUUGGCUGCCCCCGGCAACGGCGGAGGGAAGGACGGGAAGGGGAUCUGAAACUUUCCAGUGGGAUGCUGAAGGGAGCCGGGCUCCCCCCGCCGCCGCCGCCGCCGCCUUAAUCGCUCGCUUUCUUCCUCAGUCGCCCGGGCGCGCCUGGAGCCUGUUCCGCUGCCGGAGCUCGGCGCCCUCGGAUGCCGCCUUUCCAGCUACAUCUCUGCCGCCGGCGGGGAUUGUUGGCUCGGUUUUGCCCUCCGCCUGCAGGGGCGCGACCGUUCCCUCGCGCUGCCCGGUGGCGGCGAGGCUGAGGGGGCUCGGCCCGAGCGAAGAUCGCGGGCGGAGAAAGCCGCCCCCGCCGCCAGGGGAGGCUUUGGCCGCGGCUGCCGGUCCCCUCUCGCGGGAUUCCCUCCCUUUCUCGGAGGUGCGCGUCGUCCUUGGCCGUGGUUAUGAAACCCUCCGCGGGGAUCCCCUCCGAGUGAGCCCCUCCGGCCAAGUCGCGAGGACCCGCCUCGCCUCCUUCUCGCCUUCCCGCAGCCCCCCCCCCGCCCCCCUGCAAGAGCGUCCUCAGCCGUCCCGGCUCGCCAUGGGGCUGGAGGUCCCGCCGCCGAGCGUCCCUUCGAAGCCGCCGCUCGCCAAACUGAGGAAAGUUCGCAAGAGGCGGGAGAUGCUGCUGCAACAGCUGGGCUUCGUCUGCGGGAUCCUCUUUUUUGUUUGGUGCAUGGCCAAGCUAGGACAAGAGUCGGCUGUUGUCAACCAAAGUGUUCUGUCAGAAUUAUGGAGGAAUAGAAAAUUGAUGGCAUCACAUAAUGAGUCACACAAAAAGAACUGCACAGAGCCAGCGAUUCAUGAAUUUCCUCAGGAUUUUUUCAAAAACAAAGAAAGGCAGCAAGGAGCAGUAUUGCUUCAUAUUCUUGGUGCUCUGUAUAUGUUCUAUGCCUUGGCUAUUGUAUGCGAUGAUUUCUUUGUUCCAUCUUUAGAAAAAAUUUGUGAGAAACUACAUCUGAGUGAAGAUGUUGCAGGAGCCACAUUCAUGGCUGCUGGAAGUUCAACCCCCGAGUUAUUUGCAUCAGUCAUAGGUGUGUUUAUUACUCAUGGUGAUGUAGGAGUUGGAACCAUUGUUGGUUCUGCCGUUUUCAAUAUCCUCUGCAUUAUUGGUGUCUGUGGAAUCUUUGCUGGGCAGGUGGUCCGUCUCACUUGGUGGUCUGUGUGCAGGGAUUCUGCCUACUACACACUGUCUGUAAUAGUCCUUAUUGUGUUUAUAUAUGAUGAGAAAAUUGUAUGGUGGGAAAGCCUUAUACUCAUCAUUAUGUAUUCCUUCUAUAUACUUAUCAUGAAAUUCAACAUGAAGAUGCAGAAGUUCUUUACUAUCAAAAGUAUGAAUGUUGGUAAUGGCAACACUGUGAACAGUGAACUGGAAGAUGGUAAUAAAUAUUAUGACAUUAGCCGUGAUGAUCCAUCCAUUCCAUUGCUAUGGAAAGUGAAAGGAACACAAGAGCCUGGACGCAAUUCUGUGGUGAUGGUCGAUGAGAUUAUUUGUUCCAGUCCUCCGAAAUACCGUUUCCCUGAAGCUGGCUUGCGAAUAAUGAUUACCAAUAAAUUUGGGCCAAGAACCAGACUACGGAUGGCAAGCAGGUUAAUUAUUAAUGAGCGUCAGCGUCUAAUUCAUUCUUCCAAUGGCCAGUUGAUUCAGAAUGGAAGACAUGAGAAUAUUGAAAAUGGGGCCAUCCAUGCUGACAACCAAGAAGAAACAGAACACAUUUCCCAGUCUCCAUUUUCACCACCAGAAGGAAAAAUGGAAAAAGUUAAAUGGAUCCUGACCUGGCCACUGAUACUUCUCCUCUUUUUCACCAUCCCAAACUGCAGCAAGCCACGCUGGGAAAAAUUUUUCAUGGUGACAUUUCUCUUUUCCACAGUAUGGAUUGCUGUGUUUUCCUACUUUAUGGUGUGGAUGGUAACAGUGAUUGGUUACACUCUAGGGAUUCCUGAUGUUAUCAUGGGCAUUACUUUCCUAGCUGCAGGGACUAGUGUACCAGACUGCAUGGCCAGUUUAAUAGUAGCAAGACAAGGAUUAGGUGACAUGGCAGUGUCCAAUACAAUUGGAAGCAACGUGUUUGACAUUCUUGUGGGGCUUGGCGUUCCAUGGGGUUUACAGACUAUGGCAGUUCAUUAUGGCUCAUACGUUAAGAUAAACAGCAAAGGACUAGUUUAUUCUGUUGUGCUUCUCCUGGGAUCUGUAGCUCUUACCGUUGGCGGGAUCCACUUAAAUAAAUGGAAACUUGACAGGAAAUUGGGCAUCUAUGUGCUCACCCUCUAUGCCAUUUUCUUGUGUUUCUCGAUACUGAUAGAGUUUAAUGUCUUCACUUUUGUCAACUUCCCAAUGUGCCGAGAAGAUGACUGAGAAGUAAAGCCAAGAGAUGUCAUCUGUUUUGCUUUAAGUGUCAGGAGACAUUUUACUUCAACUCCAAAACUCAAUGUCUCUCCUGCUUCAUCAACGUAGAAGCAAUUUACCUGGGAGGAAAAGACAUAUUUCUUUGACAACACACAAGCUCAAGACUACUAAAGCUUUGUCAUCUGUUCUUCCUCCUCCUCUUUCUUCAUCAGGUACCCUCAUUCAGCUGUGCUUCCUGCAGCUCAGUAUGAGGUUUUAAAGGAUGGUGCCCUGUUUCAGAUUCCAUUCUGGUUUGAGCAUCAUCAAUAUCAAACUGACAUCACGUCUGCCAUGGAAACACAUUUUCCAUUUGAUGGCAUGUGGGUCUUCAAAGAAGAGGAAAAAAGAGUAGAUUCAAGAUUCUACCUUGGCUCAUUUCGAGGAUCUCAGCUCUGGGCUAUCAUGUGCUUACAUGCUUAUAUGCAUGAAAAACCUUGGUUUUCCUUCUUUAAAUGCUCUAUUUAUACAGAAGUUUCAACAAUGCUGAGGAGAUCAUCCUCAAUAGUAAUUUAUCAUCUUUUAAAAAUGUUUUUGAAAGAUACAACAAUUUUACUAAGAAAAAGAUGGAAAAUGAUAAUACAAUACUAUGAUAAUGUAAUUCUAAAAAUCUUGGAACUUAAACUAUGGCAACCUGGAUAAAUAUCUGUGCUUGAAAAAGAUCAAAUUGUUCUACAGUCAAUGAAGAACAAUGGAUAAUAUCUAGAAUAAAUGCAUAUGAAUAUUAAGUUGACAAGUUAGAAAAUUGCACCAGCACCAGUGUGCAUAUUCUAAUCUUAGAGGAAAAUGGAAAACCUUGGGUGCUCAAUAAUUGAUUGUGAUGUUAAUGAUCUGGGGGGAAAGUGUAUAAUUGAGAUGCCUUCCAACUCUUAAAUGAACUAUGAAAUUGAAAGUAUCUAUAUCUAUCUAUCUAUCUAUCUAUCUAUCUAUCUAUCUAUCUAUCUAUCUGCUUGCGUGCAUAUGUGCACACACACCAAACAAUAAUUGUACAAUCCCCAGUUUUAUCUUGUUUUAAAAUCAGAAAGGUGGAUUGCAUGAAAACUGGCCAGCAGAAUAUGGGAAAAAAGUCUGCUAGCGUUUGGAAACCCAGUACCUGCAUGUACAUUGAGAUAAUUAUAGAACAUGGUUCAAUGUGCACAGAUGUUCUUCGGAGGUGUGUGAGUGAGAUGUUAUUCAAUGCAAAUGCUUAAAUUAUUUCAGAAGAUUGAUUUCAGAAUGAUUCAGACACCUAAAUCAAUUCAAAUAGAGCCUCCAAUAGGAAUGGACUCUAUUAGGACCAAUUCAGGCCUUAAGGUGCAUGUGCACAUGUAAGGAAAAUUUCCAAUUAAUGUGAAUUGAUUUAGAUGUAUUUUAUUUAUGUUCCUUCAAUUCACUGAGUUAAUCUAAUGCUUUGAAUCAGUGUGGUUGAUUCAAAGCACUGAGUAUUUGCACAGAUCAUUUCCUUCAUAACUUACUUGAAUCCCCUUUGAUCAAAAGCUCAGUCUCUCAUCAAGCCUUGACAAUCUUGAGUCAGCUGAUCCUGGGAACUCUUACGUAUUUCACUAUUUGUCCAGUAAAAUGUUUGAGACAAAACUAAUUAGAUUUGAAAGUUUUCACUUUAAGCAAUCUAUAACUGCAUGGAAAAAAACAAAAAAAAAUCAGAAUAACUACAAGAAUGCAAUAACAGUCAUUGCCAUUACAUUAUCUCUGAGCUAGCUUCUUAGUUCGCUAGAGUCAUAAUCUGUUUUUCCCCAUAUCGCUAGUGACUCUCACAAAUAAAAUAUAUUUGGAUAUUUAUGAGUAUAAUGGAAAGGAAAUCACAGUCUAUAAAAUAUAAAUUUCAGAAGAUUUGGGAUAUUAACGCAGCAGGGAGACAGGAUAAAUCUCAUUUCUCUUUUUAUGCUUCUCUUGUAUAAAACCUGACACAGGACAUGAGCUUUCCCAAGAUUUACCUACUGCCUCAAUUUGUGAGCUUCAUGAGAAAUACCGAAAGAUGAAAUGGAAAUUACAGACAUGUCUUAUUGUCAAUUCUAAGUCAAUGAAGAUUCCAUUUCAUUCAUCACUAACAUUACCACUUUUCAAAUGUUAUUAAAAUGCUGAAGAAUGCAGAGAUUUCUAGAAGCACAGGUUACCUUUGUACAUAAUUUAUUUUUUUAAUCUUCUUUGCUAUGUAAAAUAUAUUGAAUGGCUGAAGAAUAUGAAUUUCAAACCAUAUUAAAUCUAUUUUUGCAUGCAUAAGCAUUAGGCAAAGUUCCAAAGAGCAGAGUAUUGCACUUCUGUCAGAAAGAAAUACAUUUUUUCACAAGGAAUUUAAAAAUGGGUAUAAUCACUUACGAUUUAUUGAGGAUGGGACAGAUACUCCAACAGAUUAACAAUAUCUCUAUUCACAAAUCAUGAUGUUCCCAGUAUAAGAGUCCCUAAGCACCCAACUCAAGCUGGUACAGUUUAAUAUUUCUCCCAGAGGUCAAAUUUUAUUUUAUCCCAUGCUGCCUAAUUCACACACUAAACCAUUUGAAUAUUUAAAUCACAAUUAAGUAUUUGAAUAUUUAAAUCACAAACAUUUGGAUUCAUGCAACAUGUUAGACUAUAAACUAAGGUCGUAAACUAAGGUUUACAAUUCCCGGUGGUUGAAUUUACACUAAGCCAAAACCAUACAAAUUCACAUAACAAUAUAAGGUAAUGAAGCCAAUCUCAAUGUGAUCUCAAUAUCAUGAGUUCACAGUAACCACAGGAAUACUUCUCAAAAAGGGAGAAUAUGAGAGAGAAAAAAAGCCUUGCCCUUAAAUAUCUUCCUCCCUGACAAAAUGCAGAUAAAUAUAGUAGUAGGCGUCUAAGAGAAAGUUACAUAUAGAUAUAACCCGUAGUCUGUUGUCUGCUGCACUCAGCAUAAAUGAGUCAUGAAAUUCAAUUGAUUUAACCUCAAACAGAAGAAUUCUCAAGGGAAUCCAAUCUCAGGGUUAUUUCACAUGACAUAUGGCGUGCUUGCAGCAGUAGCAAAAAACCCAGUCUUCCAUAAGGUGAAAUGUAUGAAGAUCAUGUUUCCAUAUGCAUAGCUUCAGCCUAUGAUAAUAUUUCUAUAUAUCUGGCUAUCACGGUCACGUGCUUAGGGUAAACCUAACAAUACACAGUGUGAAAUUGCUCAAAAUUUAGUUGCAAAAUGGUCAGAUGCUUUAUAAUCAAAUUUGUGCAUGUAUGUCUGAAGCAGAUCAGAGGCAUUUACAUAUCUGUACAAGUAUUGGGAGAGAGGUUCAAAGGCAUUUCUUACCCUUUGAGUUAUUUCCUCCCAUUCUUCUAUAGAUGUUAUGCAUUCAAAUUAGUUUAGGUUUAGUUUAGUUUAGUUUAGUUUGGAUUUAUAUACCGCCCUACUCCCGAAGGACUCAGGGCGGUGAACAGCCAAAGAUAAAACACAUAUAGUAUAAAAUUUAAAAAACAAUUUAAAACACAUUAAAUAAAUUUGCCCUAUACUGAUUAAAACACCCCUGUUUUUUAAAAAAAAACAAAUUAAAAUUAAACAAUUAAAAGGAAUUACCCAGAGUCAUAGUUCAUUUACAAAAUAAAAUUCUUCACACAACAUUUAUGAUAUUUAAAAAAUGUUGUGUAAAUAAGAUUAUUUUGCAAAAAAAUUGCUGUCAAUUGAUAUAAAGCAUUCACCACUUGUUCUGAAUAGGAUGCAAAUGCAAAGGGAGAAAUUCUGAAUCUUCUUUUACUCUCUAUAAUUAAUAUCAGUAUUGAUAGGGAUAGCAACUGAAACCCACAGAUCAGCUUUAGUAUAGUAAUAGGUGUCUGAAGAAUUUCUUUCUUCCUAGGGUUGGCACAAGCAAGGUAGAAAUGACAUACUUUGCCCUUUAUGUCUGGAAAAAUAACAGGCAAGGAUUCCCCCCCCCCAAGAGCCAAUAAAUAACCAUUUACAUCUGGUUUAAGUGAAUACAACCCUGUCUGAUAUGAAGUAAGCAACUUCUUUUUUAAAAAAAAUCUGUAAAUAUAAUUCCUUUUACUAGGAAAAGCAUUGUUGAGCAUUUUUCAUUAUCAGCACUUUAAUCUGGUAUUUUCAGCAUUUUACACAAGGGGACAGCAGUCUUCCUGAACAGAAUGUAUAAGCAUUUGGAUACUUAUACUGCACUAUAUAUGAAGUAAUAGAUCUGACUAUAAUACCUCUGUCUCUUUCUUUGAUUGGAUAAACUAUUAUAAACACUGUAUGUAAUGCCCCAAAUAUUCCUUAUUCGCAAAAUUGAGGUUUUGCAUAAUAGCAUCAGAGGAAACGUCUAAACAAUGUUUAACCUUGAGUAACUAACUUUCUGUUUCAUGUUUUCUGUGAAAGCCAUAACAAGAUUGAAUAGUGACAACAAGAUGUGUAAUAUUCUUGUGCAGUUCUCUCAUGGGGGGAGGGGGAGGCUUGCCCGCUUCUUUCUUCUUGGAUUUCAUAGCCUAAUAAUACCCUAGCAAGCUACAAAUUCUACACAUAAAUCUAACUAGUUGUGGCAAAAUGACACAGAAAUUGCACUUUAAGAAAUCUUAGUUUACAGAAUAACAGAGUUAGAAGGGACCUUGGAGAUCUUCUAGGCCAAUCCCCUGUUCGACUCUAUACCAUUUCAUUCAAAUGGCUGUCCAAUCUGUCCUUAAAAGACUCAGUGAUGAAGCACCCACAACUUCUGAAGGCAAGCCAUUCCAUUGGUUAAUUAUUCUCACUGUUAGAAAAUGUCUCCAUAGUUCUAGUCUGGAUUACAAAACUUUAUUGCCCACAGAUGUUAAUUUAUACCUGGUCUGUUAUAUUACUGAUUCCUUUUAGACACAUAGCAAUACAGUUAGCUUAAUCCUAGGUGAUUAUAUUUGCCAUAUCUGUAAACAUAAAACCAUUGAGGUGAGUUACGCUCACCUGUCUGCUUGACACAGAGUAUCUUGAACUAAGGCAUAUCCAGGAGUCAGCUGUUCAGCCUCUGCUUCAAGAUCUCCAGCAAGAACUAUAGAGUUCUCCAGCCUUCUAAAUAAUCGAUUCAGUUGCCAAACUACUUUCAUUCUCAAUAUCCCCCGCAAUACAUUUUAUUCCUCCUUCACACAUGCAUAUGAUUUGCCAAAUUGAAAAUAUAUAUGACAGUGAAGAAAAGUACAUAUGGUAAUUUUCUUUUUUAGUUCUCAGAAUAAAUUAUGUGAUUACAAACAAUCCAUAUGAUUAAGACCAUUGUGAGUUUUUGGGAACACCAAGUAUACCCAUAUUUUUAAAAUAGUUUGUCAAGUUGGUCUCAAAUUCUUGCUUUGCAUUUUUUAUGCAAUUAGUGAUCUAAAAAUGAAAUUAAUAUAUAUUGACUUUUUUUCCUGUCAACACAAUGUAAUACCAAGAAUUUUGCUGCACUUUCUCUCACAAACCAGAAAGAACUUCUUUUACUUGCAAUAAAGACAAACUCAUCACUGGAUGAACUUAUUACAAAAAGCUCACUGUUCAGUGAAACCAAAUUCAUUUCACCAUAUUAUUAAUUAAAUUAUGGCCCUCUUACAAUAGCACAGAUUUAAGAUAUUUUCAUUCCUCUCAUCCUUGUGGACAGUUUUCUAAAACAGAUAUGCUUGUGCUUAUAUAUUCCUGUUAUUAUUGUCUCCAGUAAAUAGAAUGUUGUUUGUUUGUUUGUUUUUCCUUUCUAUAAUUUUCUUUCAGAAAUGUAUAUCUUUUCAUAUUGGUUUCAAGGCAGUUAUUGGAGAGUAUGAAUAGACACAUUAAGAAGCAAUUUGAAUAGAAUCAAAAUGGGGCAAAAUAAAAAUCUGUGCACUAAGGAAGUGCACUCAAGCCACUUCAAUUCUCUCUAAAAUACCUCACCUACCAGUAUGUUUCCACCCUCAGCUAUUUCAAAAUAAUCAACAAAGCAGAAUGUUUUGUGCUGUUAUUUUUUGUUGAAAAUUGCUGCUAAAAGCCUGACUCUUUUGUUUGGAAAUUGUUCUCAUAUUCUAAGAAUAUCAUAUUUGGACAAGUACUGCAAGACGAGGCUUUGCUUUUGCUUUUGCAGUUGUGUUUCUUUUCCUGACUUGUAAUGAUUUGCCUUCUGAUCCUGGAAUUCAAGUCAGCUUGGAAGAGAGUUGGUCCACUUAUCAUUUGAUCAGUUUUUCCCACUUCUUUAUCAUAUGUUGUCAUACCCUGUUUCUUUUUAUAUUAUUUCUAAUAUUGAUGAUAAAAUCCAUGCAACAACUUAAUCUUGAUUUUAUUUAUGAUUUGAGUUCUGCUUUGCUUUGCUUCUUGAAGAACAAUUCAUAGUGAGUAAUAAAAUGCAAACAACCAAACAACUAAAAACAAAAUAUAAUUUAAAGCUUCAGGGGGGAAGAUGUGUGUCCUUGUUCAGUGGAUUUUAAAACACAAAGUUAUGAAAAGAAGAUUUCCAUUUAUAUAUUUUUAAAAAUCAUUUUGAUACUGACUGUGCUUCAGAAAGUUGUAUUUAUUUUACCAAAAUCCACCAAUUGUGAAUAUUACAAUUGGCACUUGUCUUUGCUGCUUCUUUUAAUGUUCAGUUACCUGUCAUUUUUCAAUGCAAUGAAGAUAUUAGAUUUCUGUAGACCUUUGGAUUAGUAUUUAAUUAUAAAUACUGUCUUAAGUGUUUAUAUUAAUUCAAGAAAUACUUUUAAGCAGAAGAUGAAUGUUUGUACCCAUGUGAACCAAAGACUUACCCUAUUAAAAUUACAGCACCUUAAAAUUUAAAUUGCAGAGGGCUUCCUUUGCUACUUCAUUUCCAAACUAUCUCAAACUGUGUGAUUUCUGUAUUUAAAGAUGAUAGAGUUUGUGCAGCGUGAACCUUAGUAAAAUAGUGAAUUGUAUACAGACAUACUGUAAAUCAUCUUAGGCUCUCAUAAUCCACAGAGUUAGCUAUUUUGAAUUCAAUUGUUUUAUCUGGUUUAAAUUUAAAUCUAGAUAAUAACUGACAAUAUAAAAGCAAAAUAGUUUCAGCUCUGCUGUUUGUGCCAUUUAACUUCAACCGAGCCAAAAAAAAAAAAAAAAAGGAGGAGGUGGGAAACAAGAUCUAAAUUACUGAUCUAUAAAAAUCUAGCAAGAGAAUAAUAUAUGCAGCUCAGUUGUCCUAAAAAUCUCUGUUUAGGUAGUUGCAUGAAAUCUCUUAUUACCACCUUCAGAACUUCUAAAUAGCAUGGAUGAACUUCGUGCUAUCAGAAGAUCCUUAAUAUAUUGACAAAUCCAACAAUGAAUCUCAACACAUUUUCAGAUAUGUGGAAUUGGGAGGGGAAGGAUGGCAGAUGGUAGAAGGGAAUUGCAGAGUGUGAGAAGGGCCCUAAUAUGCCGUGAACAAAGAGUGUUAAAUAAUAAAGUAAUAAAUCUUAAACUUUUUCCCCCAAGUCAUUUGAAAAAUCACUAGUUGUCUUAGUAGAUUUAUUCUGUACUGAGGAAAAUAUUAUAUUCUCUGCAUUUUGAACAGCUGCCUGCCAAUGGCAGGUACUAAGAAAGCCCCCCUUUACGUGAGAUAAAUAACUCAGGAUAAAUAACUAUUCUGUUCCAGUUUGGGGUUUAGGAUUGAACUUGAUAACAAACUCAGUUUCUGUCAUCAGAAAAUUAGGAGGGGAAUUAUUUACAUAUAUUCGUAUCUAAUCAAAACCCUUUCUGCAAACCUGAAUGGAAACUGGAUAAGCUGUAAUUCUAAGACCAUCAUUGUUAAAAGAAUAAUUCUAACACCUUGAGAACCUCUGACUUGAAGGACAGCCUAAUUUUCCUGCAGCUGCACAUCGGAUGGAAAAUAGAUUGGUAAUAGAGAACCAACAUUUCUCAGGGAAGCUUGCACUGUAUAUUCUUUCCAAUCUUUUAAUUUGCUCUUCUGAAACUUAACAUCAAAUGAACUUCUGAAGAAUCCUUGCUUUUGAGGAAGAUUGUUUAAAAACCACAGCCUGAGAACAAAGAUAUCACAAGACUGAAGGUUUUCAUCAAACAGACAAAGGCAGCAUUGCACCGUUGGGACACAAUGUGCCAGCCUUUUCAUAAGUGUGGGUAGCUUUCCAACAUAUAUGGAAGAGGGGCAGAACUUGCGUGACAACCACACAACACUGCUUUUGUCAUUUUCCUCAAGCCCCAAGCACUAGUAAAUGGAAGCAAGGCCUUUGGGGUUUAAGUAUAUUAACACAGCAGAUGAUUCUCUUUCUUUUUUGUGCUUUACAUUGUCUUUGUGAUGCAUGACAUAUUCCUUCCUCCCCCAGCCAUUGCUGUCCUGAAAUUCAGAGCACUUUAAGCAAACAAUAGUAAUUAUUGGUCUCUCUUUGUCCCCGAGACUAAUUUCCCCCCAAAGAAUAUUGCAAUUCUGUUAACCCAACAUUAGUAGCCUAGAAUUGUGGUGAAAUCUAAAAAUAUUAGUAGAGCCAUAUCCUCCAAAGAAGACAAAGCUCUUUUAGGGAAUGAAUUGCUGCUAUUGUUGUUAUUUACAGCAGGAAUAUAAUUCGUAUUUAUCAAAUGUGUAUAAAAUUGUAAAAAAAAAAAAAUGCAGUUCCUCAGAAAACAACAGUUUUCUUCCUAGAAACGUCUCCAUAAAAGUCUCUUUGUUGGGGGAAGAGAAAUCGGAGACGUUCACAAGCACAGAAUGAUUCCUGAUUCAGAGAGGUUUUAUUUAUUUAUCAAAUUUGGAUUCCACAUCCAUCUCACUCUCAAGUGAGCAUUUGUAGCCUGUUCAUCCCAGUCUGGGGGAUGAUGAUCCUACUUCUCCUGAAAAAAAUGAUGAGGCGCUUUUUAUAGUGCUGCUGGGAGAAUAGAAAGGAUAACUUUGUAAAUUGAAUUACAGAAAUAUAAUUAUUAUUUAUUUUUUCAAUGACUGUGACCUUAUGCACUGUGAAUGCUUUUGUGAUAUGGGGUUCUUUGUACAGAUCUAUAUGUCAUACUGAAAAAUUGAAAUGUGAUAAUUUAUUAGACAAUAUUGGCAUGAAUAUUGAUUAUUUUUAUUGUGAAAAGAAGGGACAGAACCCAGUAGUUACUGUAAACAGAAGAUUUAUAUUUAAGAUAAUAAACCUAGCAGUCAGUAUUGCCAGGAGAAAGAAAAAGAGAUACAUACAUACUUAUGUACACAGUUAAUAAAACGUAUAAAAACAACAGGAAA
This is a messenger RNA of Pantherophis guttatus, 11719 nucleotides long. RefSeq names its product solute carrier family 24 member 4 (gene SLC24A4). Gene Ontology annotation, biological process: intracellular calcium ion homeostasis; sensory perception of smell; calcium ion transmembrane transport. Gene Ontology annotation, molecular function: calcium, potassium:sodium antiporter activity; calcium channel activity. Lineage: Eukaryota; Metazoa; Chordata; Lepidosauria; Squamata; Colubridae. The record is from RefSeq and is a predicted model, not a curated record. Gene Ontology annotation, cellular component: plasma membrane.